UAUAAAGACAUAGGAGUAUCAUAUUCAUAAAUACUAGUAGUAAAUCUCUCUGUCUCUCUCAACAAAUUGAUAUGGAUAUUAAGAUGAUGAAGAAGAAGAAGAAGUGCAAAAGGUUCAGCAUCAACGACAACAUGGACGUGUUGAUAGAGAUCUUAAAGCGGCUGGACGAGAAGUCAAUGGGCGUGGCGGCCUGCGUGUGCCGCCUGUGGUGCGCCCUAACGAGAAACGACGCCCUGUGGGAGCACCUAUGCUUCCGCCAGCUGUCUCCGCCUCGGGAGGGCGUGAGGACGGUGGUGGCGGCGCUCGGGGGGUACCGCCGCCUCUACACGCUCUGCGUCAAGCCUGUGCUCACCCGCCUCGCCAACGCCAACGCCAAGAGGACCACCCAUGAGGUCGACCUCUCCCUCUCCCUUUUCUGCGUCGAUUAUUAUGAGAGGCUCUUUCUCGCCGGCGCCGCCACCCCGCCCUCCUCCCUCAUCUUUCUAUGCAAAGCUGGAUGACUUAGAUAUUCUAUUUAUUUUUCAAAUUCAAUUCAAUAUAAAUAAUCACAUUCAUUUCUUCUUUCCUUUUCUCUCCACACUUUUAUUUAUUUCUUUCUGA
This is a messenger RNA of Salvia hispanica, 600 nucleotides long. Its product is annotated as F-box protein SNE-like. Gene Ontology annotation, cellular component: SCF ubiquitin ligase complex. Gene Ontology annotation, biological process: regulation of gibberellic acid mediated signaling pathway; gibberellic acid mediated signaling pathway. The record is from RefSeq and is a predicted model, not a curated record. Lineage: Eukaryota; Viridiplantae; Streptophyta; Magnoliopsida; Lamiales; Lamiaceae. Gene Ontology annotation, molecular function: protein binding.